Messenger RNA from Hymenoscyphus albidus, 1937 nucleotides. Lineage: Eukaryota; Fungi; Ascomycota; Leotiomycetes; Helotiales; Helotiaceae. The record is from the annotation of a GenBank genome assembly.
CAGCAACGUGGGGUGUAGCCUGCAAGACCACCAUUCAAUUCCGUCUACCACAACCACUCGCAUUCCAUCAUCCGACCUUUACGAAUGCUGCAGAAUAUCUGAAUUAAUUCCACAAGCCAACUGGCUUCUAAUUUUGUCCCCUGAUCCUCUCCGCAAACCGCCAUCAACAUGGCCUCCGCCGUCUUCUUCCUCGACCUAAAGGGCAAGGUAUGGUCGUGCAGAUGUUGAUACUACCAAACCACUUCAUUGACCAAUUCUUGCAGACCCUUUUGGCUCGAAACUAUAGAGGAGAUAUUCCCAUGUCCGCCGUCGAAAAAUUCCCUAUACUAUUAAGUGAGGCAGAAGAAGAAAGCUCCGCGGUGCCACCAUGUUUCUCCGACGAAGGAAUCAAUGUAUGCUAUGAGCAACAUAGGUUGGAGGGAAGUGGUAUGUGCUGAUAUGUUUGCCAGUACCUCUAUAUCAGACACAACAAUCUCUACCUCCUCGCCUUGACCAAACGAAACACCAAUGCCGCGGAAAUCCUCCUAUUCCUCCACAAACUCGUCGAAGUCUUUACCGAAUACUUCAAAGAACUCGAAGAAGAAUCCAUACGCGACAACUUUGUCAUCAUCUACGAACUGUUAGACGAAAUGAUGGACUUCGGAUACCCUCAAACCACCGAGUCCAAAAUUCUACAGGAAUACAUUACACAAGAAUCGCAUAAGCUAGAUAUUACUUCCAGACCUCAAGCAAGACCUCCGAUCGCUGUUACAAAUGCAGUGUCGUGGCGAUCAGAAGGUAUUCGGUAUCGCAAAAAUGAGGUAUUUCUGGAUGUUGUGGAAUCACUCAAUCUUCUGGUUUCGUCCAAUGGAAAUGUUCUCCGAUCUGAGAUCCUGGGUGCUGUCAAAAUGAAAUGUUACCUGUCUGGAAUGCCCGAGUUACGUUUAGGUCUGAACGAUAAAGUUAUGUUCGAGACAACUGGAAGAGCGACUCGAGGGAAGGCCAUUGAGAUGGAAGAUGUCAAAUUUCAUCAGUGUGUACGUCUAUCACGAUUUGAAAACGAUCGAACAAUUUCGUUCAUUCCACCAGACGGAGAAUUUGAGUUGAUGUCAUAUCGUCUGAACACACAAGUCAAACCAUUAAUUUGGGUGGAGUGUAUCGUGGAAUCGCAUUCAGGUAGUAGGAUCGAGUAUAUGCUCAAAGCCAAGGCCCAAUUCAAGAGACGAAGCACAGCCAACAACGUCGAAAUUAUCGUUCCAGUUCCAGAAGAUGCCGAUUCACCAAGAUUCCGAACCAACAUCGGAAGUGUACAUUAUGCACCAGAACAGAGUGCAAUUGUCUGGAAAAUCAAACAAUUCGGUGGAAACAAAGAGUUUUUGAUGAGAGCAGAAUUGGGAUUACCGAGUGUGAAAGGUGACGAUGAACACGGAGGUGGUAUGACGGGUGGAUUUGGUGGUAGUAUGGGUGGCGUAGGGGGGAAAGGGGCGAAGAGACCCAUAAGUGUGAAGUUCGAGAUUCCUUACUUUACGACUAGUGGGAUUCAAGUGAGGUACCUGAAAAUUAUUGAGCCUAAGGUAUGUUUUACCCUUCCCUUUUCUUGCUUGGAAAUCAUAUGAUGCUUUCAUGCCUGAUUUAUUUCGAAUUAUGUACUAAGACGUAAUACAGCUGCAAUACCCAUCUCUUCCAUGGGUUCGCUACAUCACGCAAUCCGGCGAUAUCGCUGUCCGAUUACCAGAUGUUAGCUGAGCACUCCCUUUUUGGCGGAAUAAAAAGACAAGAAAUUCUUAGCACGGAUAAUAAGUGGUAAAGAAAAAUGCAAGACGGCCAACUCCAGGAAAGGGGGUUUCGCUUGGAGGGGUGGAGUAGGGAGGAUAAACGUUAGGCAUUUUCUGGGCGUGGGAGCAUGGAGUUGUGAUUCCUCUUUUUUUUUCGGUGUCCUUGGCGUGGACGAUGUAGAA